CUCCGCGCGGCUAUCUCGGUUUUGCUUGCCUUCAGUUCGCUGUCGUGAGCACACCUGAACAGGUGACUCGCUCCGCCGUUUGAUAAACCUCGUAUCCGACACUACUAGCCGGCGGCGCACCGGCUCCAAACGUUUCUAUCUCGAACACUCCGUAGAAUAUAAAACCAAAAGUACUUCGUAAACAAAGUGCGAAUAGUGAUCAAUUACGGCGGGCAAAUCGGGAUUAUCGGUGCGAGCGAUGCUCCGUUUAACGCCGGCAGCUCACCUGGUCAGGUGAGCACGGUUCGUGUGCUUCUCGGUUUAUCAGUAACGCGCUGACAGUCCGCGCGUCGAAGCCUAAUGAAAUCCUCGGGUCCCUCGAGCACCGCAUCGAGCACCUGACAAAUCAUUCACACACUCACACACAUACGCGCAUACCGUCAAUUAAAGAUCAUUCUUCGUUCGAGAUCCUACUUUCGGUGCCGGUCGUUUUUCCAGCAAGCCGCCAGUGGAACAAUGAAAGAUCGUGACUUUCGAACGAAGUGACAUGUAACCAGUGAAAGUACGGGGACAAUUUGUUACGCAGUGAUGUCCGAGAGUAAUCCGUUACAGAGACCAAGUAAACUGACAGUAUGAGCAUCGAAGUGUUCUAAUUUCACGGGGGAAAAGGGGGACAGUAUAUUCCGGUGAACUGGUAACGAAAACGUGACCGUAACGAGGAAGAUCGCCGGCUGGGACAGCUUCGUGGAAACCACGACCAAGUUGUUCGUCCCAAUUGAACGCGUCUGGGUCCACGGCGUUCGAAAUCAUUUGAAUACGCGGAUUCGACGGCGGGAAGUAAUCAUGACAAUUAAAGGAUGGUCGCCACCAAGAUGACCUUGAGGAAACCGACCACCACAUUCACGCGGCUGUUGCGUUCGUACAAGAGGCGCAGAUUCAAGCACGAAUGGCUCGCGUUCGUAUUUAUGUGCCUUUUGACUGGUUGUUCGGCCAGGAACAAUCCUCCACGGUUUCUCAUCGACGGCCAGACGGAAAUUAUUCUCCGACUAAAGGAAGGCUCUGAUACACCUGUCGGCAGUUUAAUUUACAGGCUUCGUGGCGUCGAUCCUGACGGUGACAGCCUGACGUUCGGUGUUAGAGACCAACCUGGCAGCGACGUGAUUCGGGUCGAGAAUUUUAACUCAAACGAGGCCAAUAUUUACCUGAACAAAUUACUGGACAGAGAGGCCAGGGACGAGUACGCAUUGGUGCUGACAUUGACAGACGGAAGGCUGGGAGAGGGAAACUUCAUUACUCAGAGCUUACUGUUGCUCGUGGAAGAUGUCAACGACAACGUUCCAAUUUUCCGUCCUCAUCCAACGUCUCUGACGAUUCGGGAGGACUCUGGACCAGGAAUUCUGACCACUGUCGAAGCGACCGACGCUGACUUAGGUGUCCAUGGACAGGUGGUUUACUAUCUCCAAGAGCUUGAUGGUGACAACGACGUGUUCAGCAUUGCCACUGUCAAUGGGAAGGGCGUCGUGCGACUUGUCGGUCGCUUGGACUACGAGAGGAAGUAUUUGUACCAGCUGAGAAUCUUAGCUAUCGAUCGGGCUAUUAAUGAGAAGGUAAACACAGGAACAACCGCGAUACUCGUUAAGGUUCAAGACGUCGAGGACCAACCACCGGAAUUCAUAACCAUGACGCCUGUUGCUAGGAUCAGUGAAAAUGCAAGGAUAGGAACGUCCGUUCUUCAAGUGCGAGCAGUGGACGGCGACAAAGGCAUAAACAACAAAGUGACCUACAGCAUCACCAAGGGGCCAAGAUACCUAUUCGACAUUGACGCCACUUCCGGUUUAGUGUUCACCAGGGCGCAGCUCGAUAGAGAGGCCGAGGAAAACGCGGAGGGCGCUUUCGUCUUGGAAAUUACCGUAAGAGAGGUGUCGAAAAUAGUACCCGCGCCAUCGGUGUCGACGGAAGUUACCAUCAUUCUUACGGAUGUUAACGACGAGACGCCUAAGUUCCGAAACCCGCGAUACCGCGCUGAGAUUAAUGAAAACGCGCCGUACAAUACCCCGGUUAAUUUCAUCGGAGAUGCGAUACCGGAAGUCUACGAUCAUGAUCUGGGAACGAACGGCACUUUUCGGAUAUUCGUCGAUGGUGAUGACGGAAUCUUCGACGUUACGCCAUCCAGAGGAAUUAACGAAGCUCCGUUUCUAAUACGUGUUAAGAAUUCCAGCAAACUCGAUUUCGAGAAGAGAUCAGAGGUGAAUUUUACAUUAAUCGCUAAAGAAGUGGUACCGGUGAAACCGAAAUACAGUAUAGCGCCAGUGACUGUGUUCAUAAAAGACCAGAAUGAUAAUUAUCCAGAGUUCACUGAGAACAUCUACGAAGUGUCGAUUCCAGAGAAUUGUGCUGUGGGUACUACAGUGGCAUGGGUUCAGGCAUUGGACGAUGACAGCGGCAAUUUUGGCACUCGAGGAAUUCGAUACACGCAUUUGGGUGGCAGUAUUGCACACGCACUGUCAAUGGAUCGUCAGACAGGUGUGAUCACGGUGACGGAACCAGGUCCGAGUUUCGAUCGAGAGUUAAUGGCUCGACACUAUUUGACCAUCGAAGCAAGGGACGAUCUUGGAAAGGGAAAUCGCAACACAGCGCAGUUAAUUGUCAAUAUCAACGACGUGAACGAUAAUGCACCUGUAUUUUUGCAAAAUAAAUACGAGGCGGUGCUUUUGGAAAACGAAGGCAACUUUGAGUCACCGUUGGUCGUCGAAGCUUUCGACAUCGAUUUGAAUGGUACCAAGAACAGCGAAGUGAUUUAUGCCCUUGUAUCGGGAGAAUUUUCACGGAAUUUUACGAUCGAUCCAAAACGUGGCAUCAUCGUCCCAACAUCGCCGCUAGAUUAUGAGGAAUUACCAGUCAAUCAAGGACACAAAGCGUCAUCGGUGCGGCCAUUGAGAUUGACAGUGAGGGCGAGGGAUGCUGGCACGCCGAGCUUGACUUCGGAUGCGCCGUUAAUUAUUUAUUUGAAGGAUAUUAAUGACAACGCGCCUGCUUUUGAGAGGACGAUGUACAAGAGAAGCAUACCUGAGGAUUUGGGCGGAGGCACGAGCGUGGUUCAGGUCAAAGCAUGGGACAAGGACCUAUCGUCGCCGAACAAUAAAUUGGUUUAUAGAAUCCAAAACGGUGCGGGUGAUAAAUUCGUAAUUAGUCCCGAGACAGGCGUGAUUAGGGUCGCGCCCGGUUCGAAUUUGGAUCCUGAUCUGACGUCCCCGAAAACAACGAGAUACAGCUUAAACGUGCUUGCGAUUGACAGCGGCACGGAGAUCCAGAGGACAGCCGAGGUGCUCGUUAAUAUCACAAUCGUGGACGUUAAUAAUAAGCCACCGGUCUUCGUAGAUCCCGGCACUGUUACUAUUCGAGAAAAUACUCAGGUCGGAUCAUACGUGCACCGUGUUGUCGCAAACGAUCCCGAUAUCGCGCCGAUUUUACGAUAUCGUAUCGAUCCGAAUUCAUCCGAAGCGAGGAACGAAGAGGGGACGCUAAUUAAAAUCCAAGAAUACGAUUAUCUAUCCGCGUUGGAAUUAAAUUCUCUCGAUGGUUUGCUUCGAGUUGUUAAAUUGCUGGAUAGAGAAAGAGUGGAGACGAUCAGGCUGGGUCUUGUAGUUGAGGAUCUGGCUGCUGUUAGGGGAGUGCAAACUGCCUUCGCAACGUUGAAUAUAAUAAUCGAGGACGAAAACGAUAACAAUCCGAGGUUCCGCCGACCGUUCUAUAGAAGAUCGGUCACAGAGAACAGUAAAAAUGGUGUGAACAUUGCUAAUAUUGUGGCCGACGAUGCCGACAAGAAUCGCAGCAUAACUUAUACGUUAGAAAGCCCGCAGGAAUUGACGGAUUUAGUACAUCUUGAUUCUGAAACCGGCGAAAUGGUCGUCGCGAAUAAAAUCGAUAGAGAACAAUAUUCCUGGCUCAAUCUAACUGUUCGAGCAACCGAUUCGGGAAUACCGCCAAGAUCGAGCCUCUCGGAAGUUUAUGUUCAGGUGUUGGACGAGAACGAUAAUAAUCCGUACUUCGUGACCGAUAUUAGUAACUUGACGGUAAUGGAGAAUGCUAAGAUAGGUACCGAGAUCGCCGUGAUCCAAGCUAACGACCCUGACAGCGGUGAUUAUGGGAAGAUUACUUACCUACUUGAUAGAAUGUCGUCUCAGGGAACCUUUGCUAUUCAUCCUGAAUAUGGCGCACUGACAGUAGCAGAUUCUAUCGAUUGGGAGGCUAAGCAAAGUUAUGUCCUUGUAAUUGAAGCGUGGGACAAUUAUCAAUUCGGUUACACUGCCGGCGAAUCCAGGAAUGCUUUUAAGCAGAUCCAAGUGACAGUAGCCGAUGUCAACGACAAUGCUCCGAAAAUGGACAUUCCAUCAUCGUGCAUCACUAUAUCGGAGUUCCACGAUAUGAAAGAUUUAAUUUUCAUCAUCAAAGCGAAGGAUGCAGACGAUCCAACAACGCCAAACGGUCGGGUGAAGAUUAGAAUCAUUUCUGGAAACGAACUAGGUUUCUUCAUACUGGAGCAGGUAGACUACUGGACGGCAAGCAUAAAAGCAGCGCACUCGCUUCGAGGAAAAUUUGGCAAUUAUUCACUGUCACUGGAGGCACGCGAUCUUGGCAGUCCCUCCAACAAAGACGCCGCGACUCUGAAUAUUUGCGUCACCGACUACAAUGACAAUCCACCGGUGUUUAUUAGCCCCCAGCAUAACACGACGAUCCGUGUACCAGAGAAUGUGACGAUUGGGACACCAAUUAUUCAAAUCGAGGCCAAAGAUGCAGACACAGGUCCGAAUGGGGAUGUUCAUUAUCGACUUAAACAAGAUUUGGCUGGUCAUUGGAGAACUUUCGAUAUUGAUGACAUAACUGGGGUUGUUUCUCUGAAGCUUCCCUUAGAUAGAGAAACUCAAAAAUUGUAUGAGAUCAGGAUAGAAGCGUUCGAUUUAGGCACGCCGACGCCCCUGAGUUCGGAUCUAGAUCUAAUAAUCUACGUCCGAAAUAUCAACGACUACGAGCCACAAUUUUUAGUAGACAUUUUCAAGACGAACUUCACCGAGCAACAAUUUCCUGGCACAGAAACGAUCGUGCUACCUCAGACCGUCGACCGUGACGAUAUCGACGAGCUCGAGGAUCCUCCGGCACAAGUUUGCUACUUCAUAGUCAGCGGAAACGACGAUGGUUUCUUUGUCCUUGACGUAUUCAAACACGAGUUAACCACGGCUAAAACGUUGGACAGAGAGCAACAACAGCAACAUUUACUGGUUAUCAAGGCAACGGAAGACUGCAACACAGUUCCGACAAAUGACAGCUUCAUCGAGGAUGCCACUGAUACCACGUUGAAAGUCAUUAUAGACGUGACUGACGUGAACGACAAUCCUCCAAAAUUCGUCAGCAAAAUAUUUACCGGCGGCGUGACCACGGACGCUGAUUUUGGUACACAGUUCAUGCAAGUCAAGGCGAUCGAUCUAGAUGCUGGAGAAAAUGCAGUAAUUAGUUACUACCAAGUCGACAAGAUUCACAUGACGUUGACAGAGGGUCUGGAUGACAUCGAGAUACAGCCUUUCCUCGUUCACAAACACACUGGCGUUGUGAGUCUGAACUUUGAUCCACAAAGAGGAAUGAAGGGAUAUUUCGAUUUUAUGGUCUUAGCUAACGACUCACACGGUCUUCAAGAUACAGCCAGAGUGUUCAUUUAUUUACUAAGAGAAGAUCAAAGGGUUCGUUUCGUACUGAGGCAACACCCACCGGAAAUCCGGAACAAAAUUGACACGUUCAGAGAGACACUGGGAAACGUGACGGGAGCGAUAGUGAACAUCGACGAGUAUAAAACCCAUGAGAACCAUGACGGUUCCGUCGACCGUACGAAAACGGACCUCUAUUUGCAUCUUGUCAAUCGCCGUGACAAUUCCAUCCUGGAGGUGUCCGAGGUUCUCGAGUUGGUCGACAGAAACAUUGAAAAGCUCGACGGCCUGUUCAAGGAAUUCAAUGUUCUCGACACGCAACCAGCCCAGUAUCAGCCGAUUAUACAGUACGAGCAAGCGGGGACGACUUUUUGGCUUUUGACUUUGACCCUGUUUCUAGGCGCACUGCUAAUUUUGUGCAUAGCUCUGUGCCUUUCACAAAGAGCCUCGUUUCGCCGGCAAUUGAAGGCAGCGAACGCGUCGCCUUUCGGUACAUCGGACGCAGAGUUCAUCAGAGGUCCCGGACGAGUACCGAACACUAACAAGCACAGCGUGGAAGGUUCGAACCCAAUAUGGAUGCACGCUUAUGAGAACGAAUGGUUUAAAAGCGACGAGUCCAUUAGUCACACUUCUGAACGGGACUCUCUUGAUGAGAAUGCACUGAACAACGAAGAGAUGAUGAACGAAGUGAACACGAACCAAAGAAGCGAAGACAAACCGUAUUACAUCGAGCCAAGAGUGUCUUCCAUUUCGAGAAUGCCCUUUUCAGGAGCAUGGUGCAAAGUAUGGAUUUAUUUCGGGUUCGUGUUCGCAUGGACAAAAGGGGCUCGUCCCCGUUUCGAUACCUCCACGGACAUGGGAUUAGUUUUGGUGCCAGCAGAUGCAGAAGUUGAUUCAGUGAUUUUUAGGCUACGCGCGACUGACCAGGAUGCUGAUUUUCCACUUGUCUUUGAAAUAACUGCUACAAUCACACCUGUUGUAAGGAUCGACAAUCUUCCCUGCACCCUGUACAACAAAGUGUGCCAGGCUAAUGUGAUUCUAACGAAACGACUAGUUCCUGGACGCCUCCACGAUUUUGCCGUGAGGGUUAGGGACACGAAGGGUGACUCGAACUCGAUGCAAGCCACUAUUUCUGUGACGAACGCCACUACCCCACGUGAUAAAAUAUUCCCGCACAUACCUUCCCUCAUAAUGGUGCCCGAGGACACCAAACCCGGCAAAGAAUUGGAUUAUCUUCUUGCAAGAGCCAAUUCGUGGAGCGGAAAACCAGUUUACAUCGAACUCUGGCAACCGAAGGAGUUGUUUACUAUAAGGCAACGACAAACACCCACGCAGACGCGAGGAGUGAUUACUCUGAUCGGGGAAUUAGAUUUCGAAACACAGUCCGUGUACACGCUGACCAUGUAUGCUACGGAUCCCUAUACAGAGCCUGGAAAGGAUACCAGAAAUAUUGCUGGCCUAAAUGUGGUUGUUAUAGUCACAGAUGUACAAGAUGUUCCACCAAUUUUCACAUUAGCGCCACCUCUCACGAGAAUUAACAAUUCUGUGCAACCUGGUGAUAUAGUGUUACGGGUGCACGCGGAAGACGGGGAUAAAGGAGUUCCACGUGAAGUUGUGUACGGUCUCGUGUCGGAGGGCAAUCCUUUCACGCUGUUUUUUAACGUUUCGGAAACUAGCGGCGAAAUCACGCUUGCCAGACCACUGGAGGAGCUGACGCAGAUUACGCACGUCGGUGCGCCCGUAGUCCUCACCGUGGUCGCCGAAGAACUGCGAAGAAGCAGGGACGAGCCACCAGCACAGGCGACAGUUGUCGACGUUGGCUUCCUUCUUGGAGAACCGGGCAACACGCCGCCAUAUUUCGAAAGUGAUAAUUAUGUUGCUAUGAUCGAUGAGAAUCUGGAUCCUGGUACUGUGAUAAACUUUGGCGAACAAUAUACGACCAGAGUGAAAGACGAAGAUAUUGGAAAAGCUGGUGUGUUCGCAUUGAAGCUGGAGAAUAAUAAUGGCACCUUCGAAAUCAAUCCAACUGUUGCAGAAAGAACUGCCGAUUUUAUUGUUAUUGUUCGAGAUAACACGCUCAUUGAUUAUGAACUGUACAAAGCUCUAACUUUUAAGAUUAUUGCUCAAGAAGUUGGUCCCGCGACGAAUUUAUCUGCGUCAGUGCCAGUCACGAUACUUUUAAGAGAUGUUAAUGACAAUCCUCCAGUGUUUGAUCAGAAAAUAUACGAGGUAACGCUGUCCGAAAAUGUCACCGUGGGGUCUCGCGUAAUACAGGUUCACGCUACAGAUAUAGACACGGGAACUUAUGGUGACAUUCGCUAUACUGGCAUAACCGGUGAAGGUAGCAAAGGCUUUGUCAUAGAUCCGGGCACAGGAUUAAUUACAGUCGGCACGGGAUCUUACUUGGAUCGAGAGGUUGCCGCGAGACUGGAAUUAUCCGUAGAGGCUCGAGACGCGAAUGGCACUGGAAAUACUGGAAUUGCUCCUCUGAUAGUCAAUCUGCUGGAUGUCAAUGAUAACCCGCCGAUAUUCGACAGGAGCAUGUACGAGUUUAUGCUAAAUACGGAUUUGACGAAUUUCACUUCGCCGGCUUUUGUUAAGGCUGUUGACGCGGACGCAGAGUCGCCCAACAACAUAGUUAGAUACGAAAUAACUCAUGGCAAUUACGAGAAUAAGUUCUAUUUGAACGAAACUAGUGGUGAAUUGAUUCUUCGAUCGCCGAUAACGAAGAUCAGACGAAAGAAACAAAGCGCCUAUGACACGUUCGCUAAGAAAGGUGGUAAGAAGUUAGUGAACAAUCAAAAUAACCCACCCGGAAUUACGCUAACUGACUAUUCCGAUAUGGUCGAAAGCGUGCCGACGGAGAAAAGUCGAAAUAAAACUGUUUCAACACUUGUAGACGAAGCGAUUGCUAUGAAGAUGAAGAUGAAAAUUAGUCGGCGGAAACGUGAUCAGAUGAAUGCAUUGUAUACUCUCACUGCCAGAGCAUAUGACUUAGGUAUUCCCCACCUUUCAAGCGAAACAGAAAUUCGCGUCCUCAGCGGAACAGCAAUGGAGGCUCGCGUAAUGAUGUUCGUGGUACCUGGUGAACAGCCAAAUUCGACAAAGACUGCUGAGACUUUGUCGACCAUCACUGGCGGUCGUGUUACGAUAUUAGAAAUUCGUCCUUUUAUUCCACAGAACAAUACUGGCAGCACGACUCUACCCGGGGAAGGCAAAAAAAGCAUUGUCGUAGCACUCGUCGAGCAAAUCGAGCCAGGCACACCGCUGGUGGACGUGGAAAAAAUUCGUGAAAUUCUAGCAGCUAAUGGCGUGGGGAUCAUUAAUGGCACGGACACCGAGACGACGGUGAAUACUCCUGACACUAAUACACCUGUCAAUGGCAACACCCAUAGUAAUAAUGGCCAAACAACCGUCGUUAACAACACCGUUACCAAUGUACACAGCGAAGAAGUGACGGUCUACAAAGCAGAAAACAAGCUCUUGCUAUGGCUGUUAAUUAUUUUGGGCUUGCUCAUGCUGUUGGCCAUCGCCAUCUUGAUCACUUGUUGCAUUUGCCCCGGCUGUCCGUUUUAUAUGGCACCAAGGAAAAGACGGGUGCAUUCUUCGGAAACUCUAGUUGUCAGAUCAGACGGCAGGCCGAAACGUCAUCUUCAUAGACAACCAGCUGGAACAACAGAAGUAUCGUGGAACGGAAGGAAACAAGCAUGGAGCGCCGAUCCAACGAGACGAAACUGGCAGUUCAAUAAAAGAAACGUUAAAAACUGUUCCCUUCCCGGUGACGUUGCUUAUAUAUCCGGUCCACCGAAUGACGUUCACUUGAAUCACGACGCUCACAGAUUAGGGGACGCUGGUUCCUAUGAUCAUUCUAGAAAAAUUCGGAUGGACGAGCAGGAUAGAAUGUACAUGGAGGAGAUGGAAGGACCAAAGCAAAGGGGUUACGACAUGCCAGAGAUGGAUUCUCUGCAACGGCACGAAAUGGAGAGGGAGUCGGACACACAGCGUCAAGGAUACAGGCAAAGGUCCGGUCCCCGCUACAUGGAACCCCCGAUGGGCGAAGAAUCAGUAAGGGAACAACAUUUCUACCGCGAAGGAAACGCGGAAGUCCUCCGACUGGUGACCAGAGGAGAACUCGACGACUCCGCAACUGGUCAUCCCCAUCAUCGCCACCACGGUCCCACAACACUGAUCGUCGACGGGAAAGACAUAAUCCUGCAGAGAUUCAUAGAAGAUCAAAAAGUCAGGCCGGACCUAUCGAUGCAAGACGUGGAGGCAGCUCGCAUCAUGGAGUCCCAUCAGCGAUCUAAAGAGAUAUUCCAGCAGCAGCCAGAGAUCAUCUUGAUCCCGGACAGACUGGAACUAGGCCAUAGACAGCAUAUCGAGGAAAUAGGACCCACCAUUCAGAGGCUGGUGAUCGAUCACGGGGACUACGAGUCGCAGAAGACUGGGAAGGGCUCUCAAAUCGGGGAAUCCUUGAGGCAGGAGAAGCUGGAGGGCUUGAGCACCGAGGCGAUGGGCACUGAGAGGUCUUCGAUGCCCAAGGAGCAAGCUAGCAAAACGCAGUACUCUUUCACAGACCUGGAGCUGGCUAGACAGAAAGCACUGCUGGCUCGGAUACUGCUGAAGCGGGACAACCGGCACCUAGAUGGCGGGCUACUGGACUCUGCUAGCUACUUGGAGACUCAAAGUCUCCCUGGUCAGGUAGCGAUUGCCACUCAGACAGACAGGACAGCAGCAACACAAACGGAUCGCCACGUCAGAAGCAGGAGCGACAACGACGAAUCGGAUGAGGACUCUAGACACCGGAAGAAGCUGAAGUCCAGAAAGAAGUACGGCGACGGAGACUGGAAAAGGACGCGCACCUUGUGGAUGAAGUCGCCGAUCGAUGAGAAGAGCAGUCCUUGCUUCGACAAGCGGCUGAGCAUCCUCCAGAAGAAGAUGAAGGAGGUGAAGGAGGACAGGAAGAUCUCCUUGGAGCCGGACGUGCUGAGAGAGAUCUCGGAUUCUCUGAACGGCAACGGGACCUCCUACCAACCCGAAGAGGACAAGUCCAAGCACCGGAAGUCGGAGCAACCUAGCGUCAGCUACAAAAUACUGAACGACACGGAAAACGACUCGUCCUCCUCGAUGGAGCUCAGGAAGAAGAAGCAAACUUUCGGCGAGAAAAGCUGCGAAGACCUGAGCGACGACCAGAAGAUGAACGGCACCGAAUCCUUGUCGUCUCCUGACGUCAAAGUGAAACGGGACAAACGGGCGGAGAAGAGUCCGAAGAAGGAGAUGAAGUCGCAGAGCGCGAAGAAGUCGGAGAGCUCGAUGAAGCCGAGCUUCAGGAUCCUGGAGAAGGAGUUCACCAUGCUGACCAAGAAGUUCAGCAAGCUGGGAGAGAAGAAGUUCCAAGAGAGCACCGGCAGUGACAGCACGAGCCAGGAGAAGCCGGAGCCGAAGAAGGAACCGGGGCAGAAAGCCUCGAAGAAGCCUGACGUGGCGAAGCCGAGCGAAACGGCGAAGCCCGAGCAGAAGGUGAAACAGAAGAAGGAGACUGCUAUUGCCAAGACCAAGCAGAAGCUGAGGUAUCAACAGUCGAACGUUAUGAGCACCGGCAGCUCGGAGUUCGACGAGCUUUUCGAGAAGAGCAAGAAGCAGAGCAAGCCUCGGCAGGAAGCUGCGAAGAAGCAAGCCGUUGGCGCGCAGAAAGUGAAGCGUCAAGUGCAUGGCAGACUGGAGACCACGAAGCAGGUGGCUGAAGAGGACGUUGAGAAGCGGAAAGAGACGAAGGAGACCUUGAAAGUUGCGAAGGCUACAGUCAGAGCGCCGAAGCUGGCUUCGUUGUCGAAAAAGGAUCGCACCGUUGAAGAAUCUAGCACGUCGGAUCAGAUGGAUGCUAGGAAGGACAAGCUGAACCUGUCGAGUAUGGAUAAGAAGAGUAGCUUCGAUUCAUCAGGGACUAGCAAGUCGAUCGUGGAGAAGGUGAUUCAGAGGUUCAGCGAUGAUUUUGUGGAUCAGACGAAGGUGGAGAGCACGAAGCAGCAGACUAGUCAUCUGGAGAAGGAAGCGAGGGACAGACUUGCUGAGAAAGCUUUUAGUCCUGAGAAGAAGGUGGUAAUGAAAAAUGGGGCAGUAGUAACGAGACAGUCGACUGAGAAACGGGUAAAGAAGGAGGAAGAGGCAGCUGGGAAAAGGAUGACCGAAGAUACAGAGAGUUCUCAAGCUCAAGAGGCAAAGAGAGCGUUGAAAAUUGCUGAUGCGAGUGAGACAAAGCUAAAAGAGACUACCAUUGAAGACACGUCUGGUAAAGGCAGAAAUGGAGUAGAAGCUGAGAAGUGGACGAAGAAAGAAGAAGACACGGUCGUGAGUAAAAUAACAGGGGACUCUGUGAUUCUCAAAGAUCAGGAAUCAAAGAAAGAAUCCAGAAUUGCUGAUGUUCACGAAGCGAAAGAGAAACUGAAGGAAGCAGCCAUUGCAGCCGAAGUAUUUGAUAAAGGUAUGAUGCUUUUGAAAGAUGAAUCAGUAGAAUCGAAACAUUCGGUUCAGAAGGACACGAAAGAAGAUCACGAGACUGAGGAAAGAAUGGUGGGUGACAUCGCGACUUUCAAAGAUGAGAAAUCAAUGUCGAAGACUCCUGAUCUUCACGAGGCGGAGGAGAAGCUGAAAGAGGCUGCAAUUGCAGUUGUGUUUGAGGAAGGUGUGGCGCCGUUUGAUGCAGAGUUCUCAGAAAAGCCAAGCGAUGGGGAACCUGAAAAGCUAACCGAUGUCACGAGCAUCGCGGAAGUAAGUAGCAAAGAUAGAGUACGAGACGAUGAACGGACAAGUGAAGUCAGCGAGAGCAUGGGGAUUAUAAUUCCGGUUGUUACAGAUGCGUCGCAAACACACGAAAGCAAGGACGAACCGUCAGAAGAAAUGAAGCUGCAAAGUGAUGAGAGCACAGUAAUGAAGCACGAGGGUGACAGUGAUACUGUAGAUAAGAGAAUUGUUGAAGAAACAGAAGGGGUGGCUGAAGAUGUUGGAAAGAUUGAUGAAGUGUUAGAAGCGUCUAAAGAUGAAGAGAAGGUAGAUGUAGAAGAAGAUACAUUGAAGUCAGCGGAAUUUGAGAUGCAAAGUGAUGAGAAAUUAGGUUUGGGAACUAAAGAAGAUGCUGAAGAGAAGCAUGAUGCAGAGAAGAUGAGAGAGAAGGAACAAAUGACGGAAAUGCCAACUGUUGGUAAAACUGAGUUGAUAGACGCGAGUAAAGGGGUCAUGGAAACACACUUUGGAUUGUUAGAUGACGAAGAGACGAGCGUGAAAGAUCAUGUAAGUCACGAUGCAAAGGAAUUUAAAAAAGAGGAAUUGAUAGAACCUGAAGAUGUAGAGAAACAUGCAAAAGAUAUUAUAGGUAAAAGCGAAGAAACAGAAAGGAGGGAUGAAGUUGAGACUGCAAAAGAGGACUUUAAAAUGAAAGAUAAAGAAGAAACUUUGGAUAAAGAAGAAGAAGAAGGCAAAGAAGAAGUUUCGAAGAUUGAAAUCGAUGACCAAUUAACAGUUUCAGACGAAGGGAAAAUCUCGGAGGACGAAACGACGGGCCAUAAGACAGAGGAUCGUCAAGUUGAAAGUGAAAAAGACGCAGCAGAGUCUGCUAUUAAAAUGGUAGAGACUCAUUUGACUGAUAAAGAAACUGUCUUACCUGAUAAGGGAGAUGUACCUGAUCAGAAGGAGUCUCCCAAAGUUACCGAAUCACAUGAUACCGGUUCGACUGAGAAAGAAACUAAACCUGAAGUUAAAGAAAAGACUGAAGGCGACGAAGAAGAACCUGCUGCACAAGAUGAAAUCGAUGAUUACGAGACUACCAAAGAGAAAACAAUUUCUCCAAGCAAAGGAGAAGAAACUAUUCCUAGUGAGACUAGCAAACAUGAAAGUACCGAAGAAGAACGAGCUUUUUUAGAGAAGGCAGCAGCUUCUGAUGAAAAGGAAGAAGCUGCUUCAGAAGAGGUCCGGAUUGAUGAGGUCGGUGAAAAGGAACAGAUCAUCGCGGAUGAGGAUAAAGAAAAAUACAUAAAAGUAGAGAAACCAGAUGAAAAACGUGGAGAUGAAUAUGAAACUAUUCCUUUAAGGGACAAACCAGAAGUUGAUGAUGAAGAGAAGGUCGGAGAGGUAAAACCAGCUGCUGAUCAAAGUGAUGAAAAAGAUGAACAUACAACAGAUGUCUCAACAGUUAAAUAUCAGGAAUUGAUCAGCGAAGAAAAGAGUGAUCUUCCAAAAGGUGCUGAUAAAGAGGACGAAGAUGCUGCUCUAAAAACGUCCGAUGACAAAAGAGCGAGCAUAAAACAAGAGGAGGAUUCUUCAGAACCUCAAGCUGAAGAACAAGUUACCGAAAAAUAUAGUGUUACAGAAGCACCAAUCGCUGUUGAAGAGACUGUGAAAGAAGAAACACCGCAAGGAGAACCACAAUUAAAGCAUCAGACAAGCAAACCCGAAGGCGUUUUUUUAGAAGUGGUCGAAGCAGUUCACUUGUUAGACCAUAAACAAGCGAGUACGAAAUUCAUCGACCACGAAGCAAAAUCUAUGGCAGCUGAGACACCAGUUCGCACUAUCAGUGACACAAUGAAAGAAGAAGAUGGUACUGCUUCUUGCAGUAUAAUCGAUGGCCACACUGAAGUCCCGUCCACAUCGACGGUUGACAUCGAUAAACCCUUUCAUUCGGAUGUGCUUAGAUCUUUCCAACAGACAGAGGAAGAUGACAUGAAGAAAGAAGAAAAGAAGGAAACAGAUGAGUUCCGUGAACACAGAGAUGAAAAAGCUGAAGAAGCAGUUGAGAAGGAUUUGAGUGGAUCAGAUGGAGCAACUACUGAGCCGACUGAUUUAAGAAAAUCAGAAGAAGAUACCAAGGAGAAAGCUUUUACAUUGAUCGGCGAUGUAUCAGCAGAGAGAGAUGUAUCAGACCAUGAAAAAGAUGCGUUAGAUACAAAGCCAGGAAAAGCUAAAGCACUCCAAGAAACCGUGCCUGAAGGACCACCCGAAGAAAUAUACAGAGAAUCCAUCGAGAAAAAAGAUGAAGAGGAAUCUCCAAGUGCAGCAAGCAGCGAGUCCCAAACAACUGAUCACCAGACAACGUCUGAAGAGGCCAGCAAAGAGAAGUUGCUACUAGAGUCUCCGAAAGAUUCUAAGAAGACAACGAAACCCGAAGAGCAGACAGAGCUGGAUCGUUUCAUCGAGAAGCAAAGUUUCAUCGUAGUGGACGAGAGCAUCGCGGCAUUCUUGGACCAAGAAAGACGAAGACAAGAAACAAUGGCUGCUGAAGAACCAGACGAAGAACAGAGAAAAACGGACGAAGAGAAGGAUGAUACGGCAGAGAGGAAGGGAAGAUACGUCGCCGAAGAGUACCCAGAAGUAAGCCUGCCUCUUUUUACCGAAGUAACGCAACAGGACGAUUUAGACGACAGUGAUUCAUCGAGUGAUGUUUCCAGGAAGACGACGCUAACCACAAGACCGUAUCAGACGCCGAGGCAUCGCAGUCGGGAGUCGCUGGAAAGAGAGACCAUCCAAGCAAUGGAGAUCACUGAUCGUCAAAGCCUGGACGACGAGGAGGACGUGUUACUGACUAUCGAGUUAGUGAGAGACGAGGGUCUUCCAAUGUCUCUGAUCGGGACAACGAGGGACGAAGACACCGAGUGCGACGAGGACGCUGCAUCUCCCAGUACACAAAUGACUGCUAAGCUAGUGGACAUGAGGAUAGACAAAGAGGAGGCGCAGAAAGGAUGCUCGAUGUCCGCGUCGGACGAGUCAUCUUCCAGCGCAAGAAAGGACAAGUCUCCGAUCAAGGAACUGCCACCGGUUCCGAAGAGCGUUAAACCUGAUAGCCCAAAGCCCGAGAGGAAGACGAAAGGAGCAGAGAAGAGAAGGCUUCCAGCCCCGCGAAAAAAGAAGAGUUCUUCCGAAGAGUCCUCCGAGGAGAAAGCUCUGCACUUGCAGGAGCAAAUGCUGCAGACUCGCCACCGGCCUCGCAGGAAGUUCGAGAGCGAACAGUCGAAACGUGGUCGGCCAAAGAAGGUGGACGAAGAGCAGCGUCAGAAGCAGCCGGCUGCGAGGCCCAGGGAGAGGAAGGCCAGCGACGAGAAGCACGCGACGCCGUCCAAGGUCCACGAGAAGCACGGUUCCUCGUCCAAGGCCGGCGAGAUCGACACGAGCAAGGCGCAGCCGAAGUACAUGGCCUGGUACAAGAAGAAUCGCGAGGAGAUGGAGAAGAGGAGGGCCGAGCUGAAAGCGUCGGACGACGAGAGUCAGCUGCCUAGGUGGCUGAGAAGAAGCAUGCGAGUUCAGAGGACGAAAGAGGAGAAGAGGAAGGAGCAAGCCGAGGCGACCUCGUCGCGAGGCAAACGCAGGGUCAAGCCACUGGUGAACGUCGAGUCGGAGCAGCUGAAGGCCAUCGUCCGACAAGGCAGGAGGCUGAGGAAAGCCGAAGGCGGCAAGAACGAGGACCCUCCUGUUCAGAUAUUCGCGACCUCGCCGCCUGCUGUACCCCCGUCAGAUCCCAAGCAUCACCUCGUGCAGCAUUCCGAGUACAAAUACGAGAAACUGCCGGCGCCAUUUUAUCUUCAUCCCCCGCCGGCUCCUCAUCCUUCGCCACAACUGUCUCCUGAACACUUCGAAGCUGAACCCGCGCUGGAACAUCAACGCGUCGAGGAGGACUUCGACUCUGGGAUUGCGAUACCACUGCAGGGCGGCGCCAGGUUGAGGCACCAACAGCUUCUAGAGAAGAAGAGCGUUUUUGAUAUCGCGUACAGCGAGGCUGCGCCUUCGCAGCUUCGGGCUGACAGCACCACUCCUCCUUCUUGAAUCCUUGGGCGUUUCGCUGAAGCUGGGACUUCCGAUGGAACGUAGAAUCACGGUUUCGUUAUGGGGCUUGAUACGGAAGCGGUCAUUUUAAGACGUUGAAAAUUUUAUUUCAGUUGUGGCCAUAUUGUAUUACUGUUACGUAUUUAUUUAGUUUGCUUCGUUUCAAGAUCUACGGUCGCAUGUUUCAUUUUCUUAAUAUCAAGCAUGAGGCUGCGAAGUUUGAGCAAGACACAGUUCUUGCUGAUGAGGCUUUCGGGUGCAAGCCGUCUCCUUUUGGAAAAGUUAUCUCAACGUUUCGCAAGCAUUGCAGCUAGCUUCAUUAGGAGCAGAGUUCAUUUCAGAUAAUAAAUAUCGAGUUAUAGAUUAAUAGAUAAUAAUUAAAUUAGCAUUUAAUUAAAGGAUAUAUAAUUUGCAAAUGAUCAUAAAUUGAAGGAUCAUUUAAAUAAUUUCGCAAAUAAAUUUAUUAUUUCUUAUAUGCAGAUAGAAUGUUAUUUUGAAUGUUAUAUUUUAUAUUAAACUUGAUCUGACGAUGAUCACUUGACGCACAAAACGCAGGGUUGCUAUCUUGAAAGUAGAUUUUUGGAAUUGUUGAAACCGGUUAGGUGUCACCAUAGAAUUCUAAAUGUAGUAUACGGAUUUACCGAUGACAUUAGCGUUUGAUUCUCCAAUCAUCUGCGAGGGAGAAAAGUGUUAUGAUGUGUACGUGUACUUGGAAUUAGCGAAAGCUAUGAUUCGGCGAUAUCGUAAUUAAAUAUUACAAAUAUAUCGUAUUGCAAACUGCAAUAUUAUCAUAACGGAAUAUUUAAAAGUUCAUUUCUUAAUCGAACGUAUACAUAGAGCUAUAUAACAAUAAGAAGCAUCGGUAUCUUGGGAUAAGUUUGUUCAUCGUACAGGGUGUCUUCGAAAUACGGGCUAACAAUUGUACAUGGAAAAAUCAUUCGAAAAAUGUGGAUAACAGUUUUUUGUUCGAGAAAACGUUAAUAAUUUUUUACAAUUGAUUUUUGCAUGUAGAAUCGCCGCUUAAUCGAUUUUGAAGACACCCUGUACAAUUACUGUAGAUACCAAUAGAAACGUAUUUCAUUGAAGUCGAAUAGUAAUAGAUUAUGAUUGCAGUUUCAUCAAAUUAUUUCGUCCAUAAAAACUGUACACAUGUUUAAUAGAAUCUAUUUAUGUACACUUUGUUCAAUUAAUUUUGUUACGGAUGACGUUGUACGAUUUAAGGAAAUAGUAUAAUACUAACAGGCUACUAUAGUAAUUUAUUUCAUCGUGUUCCAUAGGUCAGGAAAUUCGGUUAAAGACGAACUUUACAUGCUGUUACUUUGGGAAUACUUUUGUUAAUUGUUAACUAGUUUUUCUUACGUGCUAAGAAUUAAAAUAAGCCAUCUUACAUGAAUUUAUGAAAAAAUGCGAAUCUAGUUAAUUUAUUCACUGAUAAGGGAUGACAUAGUUUCGAAAACGUUACGACUGCCGUCUGAAAAGGAACGAUUAAAAAUUAUUAAUACGACGACCAAUUUUUCAUUGUGACUGUUAACUCCAGUGCUACGAUAUUUAUAAUUAUAUUGUAAAUAUAUACGUGUAAAAUCUGAGACUAUA
Messenger RNA from Megalopta genalis, 18074 nucleotides. NCBI's taxonomy places the organism in Eukaryota, Metazoa, Arthropoda, Insecta, Hymenoptera, Halictidae. The record is from RefSeq and is a predicted model, not a curated record.